This is a messenger RNA of Elephantulus edwardii (Cape elephant shrew), 2130 nucleotides long. It is a transcript of the gene WDR26, whose product is annotated as WD repeat domain 26. Gene Ontology annotation, biological process: proteasome-mediated ubiquitin-dependent protein catabolic process. Lineage: Eukaryota; Metazoa; Chordata; Mammalia; Macroscelidea; Macroscelididae. The coding region runs from base 190 to 2130 and encodes 646 amino acids. The transcript has 14 exons. The record is from RefSeq and is a predicted model, not a curated record. Gene Ontology annotation, molecular function: protein binding. Gene Ontology annotation, cellular component: GID complex.
GCAGGAGAGCCCGGGGCUUCGGCCGCCAGAGCAGGCCUCUCCCCUCCGUCCUCGUCGUCCUCCUCGUCCUCGUCCUCCUCCUCCUCCGUGGUGGUAGUGGUGGGAUUCCCCCCGGCUGCUGCCGCCCCCUCCGCCGCCGCCCCGGCCCCCCAGCGGAGUAGCGGCCCCAGCCUGGUCAGCGGCGGCAUCAUGCAGGCCAACGGGGCAGGAGGAGGAGGAGGAGGAGGCGGCGGGGUCCAGACCCCGGAACUCGCCUGCCUGUCAGCCCAGAACGGGGAGUCGUCGCCCUCGUCGGCGUCUUCCGCGGGGGACAUGGCCCACGCCAACGGGCUGCCACCGGCCGCCCCCUCCGCCGCCAGCAACAAUAGCAACAGCCUGAAUGUCAAUAACGGGGUCCCCGGCGGGGCGGCAGCAGCCUCGGCCACCAUCGCCGCCACCACGGCCGCCCCCGCCUCCCUGGCCACCCCGGAGCUGGGCAGCAGCCUCAAGAAGAAGAAGCGGCUCUCGCAGUCCGACGAGGACGUGAUUAGGCUAAUAGGACAGCACUUGAAUGGCUUAGGGCUCAACCAGACUGUUGAUCUCCUCAUGCAAGAAUCAGGAUGUCGUUUAGAACAUCCUUCUGCUACCAAAUUCCGAAAUCAUGUCAUGGAAGGAGACUGGGAUAAGGCAGAAAAUGACCUGAAUGAACUAAAGCCUUUAGUGCAUUCUCCUCAUGCUAUUGUGGUAAGAGGCGCACUUGAAAUCUCUCAAACGUUGUUGGGAAUAAUUGUGAGGAUGAAGUUUUUGCUGCUGCAGCAGAAGUACCUAGAAUACCUGGAGGAUGGCAAGGUCCUGGAGGCACUUCAAGUUUUGCGCUGUGAAUUGACACCACUGAAAUACAAUACAGAGCGCAUUCACGUUCUUAGUGGGUACCUUAUGUGUAGCCAUGCAGAAGACCUGCGUGCAAAGGCAGAAUGGGAAGGCAAAGGGACAGCUUCUCGGUCCAAACUGUUGGACAAACUGCAAACCUACUUACCACCAUCAGUGAUGCUUCCCCCACGGCGUUUACAGACUCUCCUGCGGCAGGCUGUGGAGUUACAAAGGGAUCGGUGCCUAUAUCACAAUACCAAACUUGAUAAUAAUCUAGAUUCUGUGUCUCUGCUUAUAGAUCAUGUUUGUAGUAGGAGGCAGUUCCCAUGUUAUACACAGCAGAUACUUACGGAGCACUGUAAUGAAGUGUGGUUUUGUAAAUUCUCUAAUGAUGGCACUAAACUAGCAACAGGAUCAAAAGAUACAACAGUUAUCAUAUGGCAAGUUGAUCCGGAUACUCAUCUGCUUAAACUGCUUAAAACCUUAGAAGGACAUGCCUAUGGUGUUUCUUAUAUUGCAUGGAGUCCAGAUGACAACUAUCUUGUUGCUUGUGGUCCUGAUGACUGCUCUGAGCUUUGGCUUUGGAAUGUACAAACGGGAGAGCUAAGGACAAAAAUGAGCCAGUCUCAUGAAGACAGUUUAACAAGUGUAGCUUGGAAUCCAGAUGGGAAACGUUUUGUAACUGGCGGUCAGCGUGGGCAGUUCUAUCAGUGUGAUCUAGAUGGUAAUCUUCUUGACUCCUGGGAAGGGGUGAGAGUGCAAUGCCUUUGGUGCUUGAGCGACGGGAAGACUGUUCUGGCAUCAGACACACACCAGCGGAUCCGGGGCUAUAACUUCGAGGACCUUACAGAUAGGAACAUAGUACAAGAAGAUCAUCCUAUUAUGUCUUUUACUAUUUCAAAAAAUGGCCGAUUAGCUUUGUUAAAUGUAGCAACUCAGGGAGUUCAUUUAUGGGACUUACAAGACAGAGUUUUAGUAAGAAAAUAUCAAGGUGUCACACAAGGGUUUUACACAAUUCAUUCAUGUUUUGGAGGCCACAAUGAAGACUUCAUCGCUAGUGGCAGUGAAGAUCAUAAGGUUUACAUCUGGCACAAACGCAGUGAGCUGCCCAUCGCCGAGCUGACGGGUCACACGCGUACAGUCAACUGUGUGAGCUGGAACCCACAGAUCCCAUCCAUGAUGGCCAGCGCCUCCGAUGACGGCACUGUUAGGAUAUGGGGGCCAGCGCCCUUUAUAGACCACCAGAAUAUUGAAGAGGAGUGCAGCAGCAUGGAUAGUUGA